Struthio camelus australis is the source of this 581-nucleotide messenger RNA. The record is from RefSeq and is a predicted model, not a curated record. NCBI's taxonomy places the organism in Eukaryota, Metazoa, Chordata, Aves, Struthioniformes, Struthionidae.
CGCAGCAGGAGCAGGAGCAGGAGCAGGAGCAGGAGCAGGAGCAGGAGGUGCCGCCGGGGAGGAUGAAGAUGCAAGCCGAGGUGAUCCGCGAAGGCGAGCUGGAGAAGCGCAGCGACAGCCUGUUCCAGCUGUGGAAGAAGAAGCUGGUGGUGCUGACCAAAGACAGCCUGAGCCUCUUCCCCGACGGGCACAAGCGGGCCAAGGGCAAGGAGCUGGGCUUCGGCUCCAUCCUCAAGGUGGACUGCGUGGAGCGCACGGGCAAGUACAUCUACUUCACCAUCGUCACCAAGGACCGCAAGGAGAUUGACUUUCGGUGCCCGGACCAGAGCUGCUGGAACGCCUCCAUCACCAUGGCCCUCAUCGACUUCCAGAACAAGCGGGCCAUCCAGGACUUCAAGAGCCGCCAGGAUCACGCGUCUUGGACUGAAAUGGGACAGGGUACCAAUGAAGGAAAGCGAAGACGAAAGCUGGAAGCGGCUUGGUUUCCUCCAAGCCUGUGGAGGCUGCUGAGCAAAGAGCCCCGGGCUUUGCUGGAGAUGCAUUUAGAAAGAAAAACCAAAGACUUUCGAAAGGACUUCUAG